Messenger RNA from Spea bombifrons (plains spadefoot toad), 2350 nucleotides. RefSeq lists its product as uncharacterized. The record is from RefSeq and is a predicted model, not a curated record. Gene Ontology annotation, molecular function: protein binding. NCBI's taxonomy places the organism in Eukaryota, Metazoa, Chordata, Amphibia, Anura, Pelobatidae. Bases 242 to 2308 code for a protein of 688 amino acids. The transcript is spliced from 8 exons.
CAAUCUAUAGAAUCAAUGUAUAAUCUAUAGAAUCAAUAUACAGUCUAUAGAAUCAAUGUAUAAUCUAUAGGAUCGAUUUAUAGUCUAUAGGAUAAAUAGAAUUUAUAAGAGGCUCUAACAGAAAAAAACAGCUUUAAAACCUCAUAUAAGGAAUAUCCUCCGCACCUUUGCAUGCGUUUAGCUGCGCUGCUUUGACUUUCAGGCGUUCGCAUGGUGGGCUCAUCUGAACAAGGAAGAGAAGAUGGCCGUAGCUCACCUACCGUGCGUCUCCCUGAAAUGCACAUCGAUGGUGAUGGACACGGUGAACUUUAGCAUUGACUAUUUGUCAGCCUUCAUCCCCAACGCGUUUAAAAGUUCCUACACGAGCACGGUCUCGGAAGGUCUUCUAGAAUUAAAAGCUCCGACGAAAAAGACGGCGUCCUCCAACUCUGAAGAUCAGACUUCGCAAUCCAACUGCAAAGCGGACAGAAAGAGGUCUCAGGGGGUCUGCAGACGCUCAGACGUACAUCUCACCAUGCAGUACGUGGGAAUGGGCUUAUCCGGGACCCGCGAGAUGAUCAAACCAAGAGACGAGGUGGGGAUGUUCCAGCAGAUCUGCGGAGGAGAGAAUAUCUGUGUGUAUAAGGGCUACCUGAGCCCAGGAGAGACUUUCCAGUUUGUGUCCAGACGUCAUUUUGGUUUCCCGUUCAGCGCCAGCGUAUACGUUAAUGGACUGAUAGCCGCUCGGAUGAGCUCGUGUUGUGAAUACAGAUACCACGAAGGCUUUCAGCAGGGGAAACGGGGCUGCUUCCGGAUUAUCCAGCUCAGAGGAGGGAAGCCGUGCUACAGGUGUAUAGAUCUCCUCAAUCAGAAACAUUUUCGAAUAAAAUCAGAAAAGGAUCAGAUAAAAAGCAAAACAUGCGAGGAGUCUGCCAGCAGAAAAGACAACGGUACGUACACGGCCCUCGAGAAGAACCUCGAGACUCCAGAUAUGGAUGCUGAUUCGUACCCUGAAACGAAGAGGCAGGAGACGGGGAUAAAGCCCGGGACUCUGGGAAGAUUACCACCCAUGCCAAAGGGGCAACAGGUAUCUUCAACCAAAUGGAGAAGGCGGCUAAAGAAGAAACGGCCACCAAAGGAACAGUCCGACUCGGAACAGGAGAAUUUACGCCUUAAGGAUGAAAGAGGACGUCGGAAACCUAAAUCAAAUCAACCAGAUAUGGGAGAUGAUCCUCCGAGGAACUCAGCAGUAGCUACCAGUUAUUCCACUAAACUGAUGGCUGCUUUGGCCAAAGAGACCCCCUUGUGUUCUGAAGUGGAACUGAGUGAUUCCAGUGACAGCAGCGGAAGCCGAAGCGUUGCAGAAACCUACGAUCCUCCUGGUGAUGUAGAUGAAGCACACAAUGCAAUGCCAAUGGUUGACCUCCAGGAGGCAGCACAGACUCAGAACGGAGAGGAGAGCGAAACCGAAUUGCAAAUUCCUGAGACUGGUUCGGGGAAAGCCGAGGAAGAUGGGAAUGCUCUUCUUAGCCAGAUCACAGACCUGAUCUCUGUGCUUCAUGAGUGCGACGAGGUGGACGAGUUGGUCCUUAGGAAUACCGGUAUGACAGACGCCCUGCUGAAAAGUCUCGUUACGGCUAUAGAAACCAGCAGGUCCCAGGUGGAGAAGAUAAACCUUAAUUUGAACGAGAUUGGGCCAGCUGGCGCGGAAACGAUUGUCCACCUUCUGGAGGAGAAACCUUGUGUCAAAAGUCUCCUAUUAUACGGGAACCAGCUAGGAAUCGAUGGGAUAAAAUUACUUAUGCGCGGCCUAUCAGAGCUACACGUGUCUACCCGGGGAAUGGAGAAACCAUCUUCCGAUAUAUCUCGAGUAAGACCGCUUGCGAUUUCUGAACUGGACAUAGGAGGCAACCAGAUAGGUGCACAAGGUCUUCUGUCUGUUGCAUCUUUUCUUCGGCUUAACCCACCUCUUAAGUACCUGGGCCUGGCGCAAAGCAACGUCAACAGCUUGGAUGCAUGGAAAGAACUAUUUGGGGCGUUAAUUGUCAAUUCCAAUCUAACCCACGUGCUUCUGGAUGAAAACUCUCUGGGUGAUGGAGGCGUCUAUGCCCUAGCGGAGGCGCUACGGUUCAACAGAAGCUUGCUCAUGGUUGACCUCGACAGCAACGACAUAGGAGAAGCAGGCGGAGAGGCUCUUGUGCGAAGCUUGACGACCGAUCACGGCAGCGCCGUUAAACACAUAAGCCUGGAUGACAACCUUAUGAGCGAAGAGACUGUAGACAAAAUACAGACGCUACUGAAACAUAAAGACAAUCACUAUAUUGGAUGAGGUGCUGCCUAAUCAAAGGGCAACCAUCUCCUACUGUUAUUA